UACACUCAUUCGUACUUGUCAACUGGUUCUACGCUUAAAGCCAGGUAAAAUAUGCAGGAUAGUAUACAACUGAUAAUGUGCGGGGAACCAGUAUAGGAGACAUGUAAACAAGGAAAUAACACAGAUUUUAGAUCCAGCAAGUCACCCUGAUCAGUACAACCAACAUGUGCAGAAAUGUAUUGUCAUCCUCAAUAUUUAUUCUCGAAGCACGGAUUUCUCGUGCAAGUAUAUCUGUCACUUGCAGUCAUUUUCGGAACCAUUUUCUGGAUAGAAGCAACAACAGUAUUGUGUGACAGAUGUUUAAACAAUAGCACGUGCCGCGUUAUAACACAUAUUGAAUCAAAUGUUUCGACCUUCUAUUGCGCAUGCUUGCAAGGAUGGAUCGGUGAGCGUUGUCAUAUACGUGUUCGUCUGAUUCUCGUUUCUGUAACUAUGACGUCAGCAACAUUAAAGUGGGAAUAUUUAACAACCGGUUUAGAAAAUCUCCCGAAAAUUACAAACGUUAGAAAUUUAAAAGAUAAUCUAGAACCUUCUCAGAUUGAUCUCACAUCUGGUGAUUAUGAUAAAACAGUCACUAAAGGAACUUACUAUCGAUAUACGCAAGCGCAAUUAAACGUUAAUUAUUGGUCCGAUAGUCAAAGAAGUGAGUGCAAUAUUGUCCCUAAUCUUACCAAAUCAGUUUUUACAAUCUCAGGUCUGGACAGCAGAACAGAAUACACGUUUUGUGCCAAAACUGAUCACACAUACAUGUGUGACUUUGAUCUAGUCAGUUAUUCAAAUGACAUUGUCCCUGCAUGUGUGUAUGUGACUACAAAAGCAGACGACUGUUCUGUUCCACGUGUUUAUAUAAUCUUAAUUUCUUGUGUAGCUAUAGUUGGAUUAAUCAUCCUUUUAAUUGUAGGAAUUGUCUCAAAGAGAAACAAUUAUUUUUCGUUCCUUAUUUGUUUAAAUCAAAAUAAAGAUCAUCAGGCACGUCGUACUGUUGCCAUGCGCUCACCAAAACCACCAGCGGACGGAUAUCGUACGGACAUAUAUCUACUCAAAUCACCUACAGCUAACCAUACGAUCUCGAUUACUGCACCAAACUGUCCCGGAAAACCAAAAUACCCGUUGAUUAAGAAAAGACUACGAGGUUAUGCCUCGUUUUCAGCUCAGAAUGAGCAGACGAUUCCCCUUUCAACUGUUCUAGAAUAUAACGAGGGUGACUUUGAUGGGGAAUAUAUUCACUCGGACGCUGAAUCUAAUGCAGCAGACGAAUCUGACAUGAUCGUUGAAACCAAUAUACAUGUAGUAAAAAGUGAUGAAGUAAACGUAAACAACUCUGAUGAUUAAUGUGAUGUGCCUUAAUAAUUCAGAAACGCAGUAUUAACGUUAUUGUGACAAGUCAUAGAUUAAAUGCUCACUAGUGUUAUAUGUGUCAUAUAAGAUUGAAAAGGUGUGCGCAUAUUGUAUUAUUCAGUUGCAUUUCAUUGUUGAUAGUAACUAGCGUUUUAUUUUUUACGUUUUUACGAUUAAAGGAAAUAAUUAAAUUGGCUUUGUGGACUCACUAGCUUUAAGUGUAUAUUGUUUCAUUAAGUUGCCAAAGGUACUUGGAGUUUAUAAAUUAUUAUGAAAUAUUUCAUCACAUGUUUAACACAUUAUGUUUUUGCACAAAUUAUAUUUUAAAUUAUAUAUCUUGCACAACUAUUUAUUCUUUUUACCAGACCACCUUUUAAAUCGUCUGCCGUUUGAAACGUCGCUUUAAGAUUUUUCUUUUUAAAAAGUACAUGUUAUGUUGGUUUUUUUUAUGGAAGAUGUUCAGUUAAUGAUAAAAAUAUUAUUUUUUUAAUUCACAUACAGCUUUAAUUAGUUGAAGACCUCACAAUGUAAUCAUUUGUAUGUUAGUGUUUGUAUUUGUUUCUUAUUUGAUAUAAUAUUAUAUUUUAUAAAUGAUCUCAGAUGAUACUAAUUAGAACAGUUUUAGCAAAAUGCCACCUGACUUAUAUACGUGUACGUACAUUUAUAGAGAGUGCCUUAAAGACUAUUGAAAACAUUGAUGUUUACAUGUUUAAUAUUCUAAUUAAUUCUUUAUUUUCAGUUUUACAGGAAUAUACUACAAAAUCAUAUAUUCAAUAUGGCCUCAUUUUGAACGCUAAGUACUGAUAUUUGAAUCAUUUACAAUAUUUGCACAAAUACAUUCAAUAAACAUGUAUACAAAUUUCCUAGCUAAAUAAAAGGCCGUUAAAGGGAUCGUGUAAAAAAUAACACAAGAGGUCAUCUCUGAGAUAAAAUAUUUCUAUCUCCUUGUUAACAUGUUUUUUAUGUUCUUUUUGACAUUGUUUAAUUGUUUAGAGCAAUUAUUUUACCAUAAGAUGAAGGUACAGGUGCUUUUUGCUGUGAUUUAUGUUUUGUAUUUAUUUUCAUGUAUUGAGCUUGAUUCGUAUUUGUGUUUAUAUCUGAAAAUAUGUGUUUUAACUCAUUUUACACUUUGUGUUAAAGAAAUUUUUCAUGUAAAAACAGCUUUUUGUACGUAUAAUGUGCAUACUGGAAACUAAGGGAAACAGCUUCAUAUAUUGUUGACAUGUUUGAUUUAACAGAAAUAGUUUCAAAUAAUUCAUGAUAACAGUUUAUAACUAACUUUAUUGUAUUUUCCUUGGCAUGCUGUUUGAAAGUUAUCAAACUGGCAUAGAAUUUUAUGUUAUACAUGUCUUGUCCUUGAACUUUUGUAAUGUUUAUUCUUUCACACAGAAAAACGACAAUGUUUUGUCAGACGAAAACAAUAUAACUUUGUAUAUUGAAGUAGAAAACAAAACCAUAAAAUUCUCUUUCUGUAAAUUUCUUCAUGAAUUUAUGAACUUUGAAUUGACAUAAUAAUUGUGAUGUGGUUUUUAUUAUUAAAACCGGGUAUCUAUUUAUUGUAGAAAUUUAUUAUUUAUUGCACAAUAUAUAUGCAGUAUUUGCAACUUGAUAUAAAUCAUUUGCUUGUUUUUGUUGUAAAAGCUGGGGUAAAAUAAAGUCUCAGAAUCAUAGACAAAGA
Ruditapes philippinarum (Manila clam) is the source of this 3016-nucleotide messenger RNA. RefSeq lists its product as uncharacterized. The record is from RefSeq and is a predicted model, not a curated record. The coding region runs from base 175 to 1332 and encodes 385 amino acids. NCBI's taxonomy places the organism in Eukaryota, Metazoa, Mollusca, Bivalvia, Venerida, Veneridae. The transcript is spliced from 3 exons.